AUGGCUUCGUCGAAGCUUCUCGCCCUCGGGAUCCUCCUGCUCGUCGUUGCCAGCCUGGCGACCUUCGCCGUCGCAGACGACGACGACGACCGUCCGAAGCGCGAUCGCAAGCGGGAUGGCUCCGGCAACCGCGACCAGGAUCGUGACAGGGACCGUGACAGAGACGGCUCCUGCAGCAAGUCCGGCGGCUGCACCGGCAGCGGCAGCGGCGGCCGCCAGAAAACUGGCACUGGCCAGCAGGGCGACGGCUCCUGCAGCAAAUCCGGCGGCUGCACAGGCAGCGGCGGCGGCAGCCGGCAGGGCAGCGGCCGGCAGGGCGGAAGCGGCGCAGGCGGGCGCGGAGGCGGAGCGGGACGAACGGGGAGCGGCGCUGGCGCGGGUGCGGGUCGCGGGGGGCAGCUGGGCGGCAGCAACAGCGCUGGCAAGGUGCGACAAGGCAAGAAGGGCAGCGGAAACUGCAGCGGCAGCGGGUCCGGCUCGUGCAACGGCGGAGGCGGAGGGUCGCGGAGAAACGCGGCGGCGGCGAGCAUUCAGAGCGCCAUGCAGAGCGGUGGCAUGCAGAGUGCGGGGUACGUGGUGGCGGACAACAGGGAGAGGGAUCGCAAGAGGGACGGCUCUGGCGACCAGGACCGCGACCGCGACCGCAAGCGCGACGGCUCUGGCUCCGGCUCCUCUGGUUCCUCUGGUUCCCGUUCCUCCUCGUGCUCGCGAUCUGGCGGCUGCAAUGGCAGCGGCGCUGGUCGGCAGGGUUCGGGGCAGCAGCAGGGCCGCGAACGUGGCGCAGGCGCAGGCGGAGCGGGCGGCAUGAGCGGCGGGGGCGGGCGGCAGGGAGCGGCGGGACGCACGGGUGCAGGCGCAGGGAAGGGGGCUGGCGCGGGGUUGAGGGGGAGCGGUGGGGGAGGCGGGAACUGCAACGGAAGUGGGUCUGGGUCUGGAAACUGCAAUGGGAGUGGUGCGGGCAGGAAGGGGAGUGGUGGGGGAGGUGGUGGGAACUGCAAUGGAAGGAUGGUUGGCCCUCUGGUGGUGGGGGACCUUGGAGAGGAGAAACAAGAAGGCGGGGUGGAGUUCAAAUCAGAAGCAUUUGGGAGCUUUGAAAUUGUUCGUUUUCUUGUGUGUGCUGUUCUUUUCUGCCUCUCUCAAGGAACGAUCGUACCCGAGGUGGAGGAGGACCUAUGGCAUGCGUACAACCUCAUUGCUCCGCACGACCAUGUGCAGAGCACCACGUUCAGGAAGGUGCAGAAGGAGACGGGAGGGGGCGGCAGUGAGUCGGAGCGGAUCAAAUUGAGGCUGGAAGUGGCAGUGGAGGAAGUGGAUUUUGAUGCGUCGGCGCACGUGAUUCGAGUUCGCGGGAAGAACGUCACUGAGAAUGAGCAUGUGAAGCUCGGGUCCUACCACACACUAGAGCUGGACCUGCAGCGGGCCUUCACACUCACCAAGGACGUAUGGGACUCAGUGGCUAUAGACCGGCUCAAGGAGGCGUGUGACCCGUCAGCCAAUGCGGACCUAGCAGUGGUGGUGAUGCAGGAGGGGCUGGCUAACGUUUGUCUUAUUGGGGGGAGUGUGACUACAGUAAAAGCGCGCAUAGAGACGCCAAUCCCAAGAAAACGAGGGCCUGCAAUUGCAGGAUAUGAUAAGGCAAUUAAUAAGUUCUUUGAGAAUGUCUUUCAGGGUGUGCAACGUCACAUCGACUUCAAUGUUAUCCGCUGCCUGCUUAUAGCGAGUCCUGGAUUUACCAAGGACCAGUUCUUUGAGUACAUGAUGCUGGAAGCAACGCGGCAGAACAUCCGAGCUAUAAUCGAGAACAAGGCCAAGAUCGUGCUCGCACAUUCAACAUCCGGAUACAAGCAUGCAGUGAAAGAGGUGUUGGCAUUGCCAGCUAUCAUGACUCAAAUCAAAGACACCAAAGCAGCCAAGGAGGUCAAAGCACUUGAGGACUUCUACGCCAUGCUUUCAAAUGACUCAGCACGGGCCUUCUACGGUCCCGGGCAUGUGGAGGCAGCAAAUGAGCGCCUUGCCAUUCACACGCUUCUCAUUUCCGAUGAUUUGUUCCGCAACGCCGAUGUGAAGACUAGAAGACGUUACGUGGAUCUGGUGGAAUCAGUGAGGGCGAAUGGCGGGCAAGUGCACGUCUUCUCCUCCUUGCACGUCUCUGGCGAGCAGCUGGUGAAUCUCGCUGGGAUUGCUGCAAUUCUUCGCUUCCCACUGCCAGAAUUGGAAGACAUGGAACUAUAG
Messenger RNA from Closterium sp. Naga37s-1, 2232 nucleotides. The record is from the annotation of a GenBank genome assembly. Lineage: Eukaryota; Viridiplantae; Streptophyta; Zygnematophyceae; Desmidiales; Closteriaceae.